This is a messenger RNA of Scutellospora calospora, 1549 nucleotides long. The record is from the annotation of a GenBank genome assembly. Lineage: Eukaryota; Fungi; Glomeromycota; Glomeromycetes; Diversisporales; Gigasporaceae.
AUUACUUGAUGGUGACGAAUAUAAAGAAUACCUUACGUGGAACGAAACAGGGGAUGUGUUUGUGAUUUGCAAUAUGGAUGAAUUUGCACAGAAUGUUUUACCAAAAUUUUUCAAACAUUGUAAAUUCACUUCAUUCGUCAGACAACUUAAUAUAUAUGGAUUUUAUCGAGUAUCUGAUGCACGCAAAUCAAAACAUGUCCGUAGCAAACACGCCUGUGUAUUUUCUCAUUCUCAAUUCAGACGUGGUAGACAAGAUUUACUGCCGAAUAUACGCCGUAAAGUAUCAAAAACGAUAAGAAGAAAACCGCGUCUUUCUGAUUCUUCAAUGUCUCAUAAUCAAGGAGAAUCUGACCUCACAGCUUCGUCCUCCGUUUAUGGAUCCCCUGUCAAUGGUAAAUCUGGAAAUAUAAAAGAUUCACCAUCCCAUUCCACUCUGAAUCCUUUUAUGGAUUCUAAGGACUUUGCGGAUAGAUCUGAUAACGAUCUUGCAAUGCGUAAAAGAAUUGCUGAAUUGACGUUGACUACCGAAAAUCUAAGAAAGGAUUUAAAGCAUAUGAAUAGUAUCGUCAACGAUCGUUUACUUCCAGAAGUUCGUAAUUUGACAGAGGAUUUACAAAAACAUCAUGCUCAUGUUAUGCAAUUGACGCAAUUGGUUUACCAUACUUCUCCAGAAAGUAUUCAAUUAUUUCAGGAGGUUAGUCGUGGAUAUACUAGACCUUUAUCAUCUUCACAACAUGAUAUACCGUCAUCUAAACGUAUGCGAUUUGAUGACAAACAGACAACUUCUGUUAAGAGUGAACAUUCAUCUAACUUGACACAGUCGUCUGUUCAGAAUGUACCAACUGUACCUUCUUCUAUCCCUUCUAAUUAUGGUGUUUAUACGACUCAUCAAAACCAUCCUGGAAAUAAUUUAAUAAGUGGUAAUGAUUCUCCUAUCACUGGUUCGUCAAUGCAAUCGACACCUUCAGUGUCUCAGUCUCUUACUAUGUCGCCAGAUUCACAUCCUACAUAUAAUAUAUCAAGUUCUUCAAUCAUUGGAGAUUUUCAACAUUCUCCUCAUAAUUCUCACCCUGGUCUUACAGGGUUUAACGAACCCUGGAAUGCUACGUCUGUCUUGAUACAAGAUCCCGUCAAUACUGUUCCAAGUUCUAGUAUGUCUUCUUAUUUAUUUCCAGCGACGACUACUUCUCAUUCUCCAUUAGUAUUUAAUUCUCCUUCACCACAUCAACAACAAUCUCCUCCACAUUCGCAACAACAUUCUCCUACUUCUUCGAUAGGUUCUUUAAGUCCUACCGAAUAUGUUAAUAAUACGGCUACUGUAAAUUCUUCUGACAUUAUUGUUGCUACUUCAAAUUCAAAUAAUAAUCAUAAUAGUGGUGAAAAUAGUCCUCAUCAACAUGGAGAUGUUAUUGUUUCAGUCUCACCAUCGUCAACUACUUCGUCAUCCCCGAUCUCUGCGUCCGCAACAAUGCCAAACUAUUAUCAUCAUCAAUCCAAUUCGAUUUUACCAUUGGAAAUUUAUAAUCCUCCUUAUGAGAAUUAUAAUUAA